Messenger RNA from Symbiodinium sp. CCMP2456, 1746 nucleotides. The record is from the annotation of a GenBank genome assembly. NCBI's taxonomy places the organism in Eukaryota, Dinophyceae, Suessiales, Symbiodiniaceae.
AUGCGUCGCUGUGAUGUCCAAGAGACGAGUGGCCUGAACUUGUCUCAGCUUGAUGCUACCGAGGAGUUCGGCAUCCUGCUUCUGCGCGCCGCAGCAGUGCGUCCCUCCUCCUACGACCUCCGUGACCAACUGUCCGGCCGCGUUUGGCCUCUCGUGCGGCGAGUGGAGCCCGGAGGUUCUGGGACGCUGACAGUGGACCACGACAGGCACAGCUUUCACGCACCGGCAGCGUGCGCUUCUCACGAACCUCCCGCUGGUUGCCGCGUGCUGCAGCACGCGUUUCGGCGGUAUCAGGCUCUGUUCUUCCCUCAUCAUGCAGACGUCGAAAGCUUGUCACUUCUGCAGGAGGAUAUGAUCCAUGCUCUGAACAGCAGCCUGCGCCGACUACGGAAGCAUCGAGCGGAUGACCGGCAGCAAGGAAGGCUUAUUUCUACUGCAAGUGCUACAGACGUGGAGGUGAAGGACCUGGCUGCCCCCCUGGACUUGGGGGUGAACGAGUCCUACGAGCUUGCUGUCUCCAUCCAAGGCCAGAUGACAGUAUCAGCGCAGACAGUCUGGGGUGCCCUGCGCGGCCUCGAAACUCUCUCGCAGCUAGUAGAGUACAAUUUCACCGCGGAAAGCUAUGCCAUCCACGAGAUUCCAUUCCGAAUUCAGGACUCUCCGAGCUUUCCACAUCGGGGACUGCUCGUCGACUCAGCACGGCACUUCUUGCCCCCGAUCCGUCUCAAGCGGACCAUCGAGGCGAUGUCCUUCGCAAAGCUCAAUGUGCUGCAUUGGCACUUGACAGAGGACGAGUCGUUCUCGAUGCCCAGUUCGUCACACCCGGAGCUUGCAGAGAAGGGUGCAUGGAGCGCAGACGAAAGGUACACGAUCCGCGACGUACAGGACGUCGUUGAGUUUGCGCAGCUGCACGGCGUCCGGGUCGUGCCCGAGUUUGACAUGCCUGGGCACGUGAGCUCCUGGAGCAAGUCGCACCCAGAACUCUUCGAGCAAGCAUGCUUGGAGAGGUCGCGGCGACUAGCUUUCAAGCCGACGAAGGAUGUUUUCGACUUCCUGCAGGGCCUGCUUGCAGAAUGGACGACUAGCACCUUUCACGAUCAAUUCCUGCACUUAGGGAGCGACGAGGUGCCGUUCGAAUGUUGGAAGGGGCUGUCCAUCUCCGAGGGCGGCAAGACCUACAGCACCCCGACGCAGUUGUUCCAGCAUUUUGUCAAGAACAUGUUUUCCCGCGCUCACGGGCAGCUGAAUCGCUCCGUCAUCUUUUGGGACGAGGCAUUUGUCUCAGCUCGGGCUGAGCUUCCUGCAGAGGCAGUGAUUCAGGUCUGGCGUGACAAAGCAACUCUGUCCCGCGCAGUGCAAGCCGGGCAUCGAGCCCUUCUCUCGUGGGGCUGGUAUUUAGACCACCUUGACGAAGACUGGCGAGGAAUGUACGACAAUGACCCUGUGGCCGAAGUUCCUGAGGACAAGAAGGAGAAGGUCCUGGGAGGCGAGGGCUGCAUGUGGGGAGAGACGGUGGAUGGCUCAGACCAGGCUCCCACGAUGUGGCCACGGCUUGCUGCCAUUGCCGAGCGGCUCUGGAGCUCGCCGGCCUCCUCUUCUGCGGCGGCAGAGUCACGCCUCAAUGCCUUCAGGUGCCUGCUCCUUCGUCGGGGUGUGGCCGCUGCCCCCACCCAGGUCAGCGGCAGAAGAGCACCUAUCGGGCCAGGGUCCUGUGAGCAGCCUGGUGGGCCUGGUUUGGCUGCCUAA